This is a messenger RNA of Hibiscus syriacus, 3597 nucleotides long. RefSeq lists its product as uncharacterized. The transcript has 3 exons. Gene Ontology annotation, molecular function: nucleic acid binding; RNA-DNA hybrid ribonuclease activity. The coding region runs from base 1 to 3597 and encodes 1198 amino acids. Gene Ontology annotation, biological process: DNA integration. Lineage: Eukaryota; Viridiplantae; Streptophyta; Magnoliopsida; Malvales; Malvaceae. The record is from RefSeq and is a predicted model, not a curated record.
AUGAGAGAAGGAUGCUCUUUAAAAAUUUGGGUUUCGUGGUGGAUCAUCGCUGAUGAGCGGCGGCGAGGCGGUGGUCACCAUUCUCAGGCGGCGGCGCAUGGCCCUUGUUCUUCAUGUCUGAAGAACAAGGCAGAGGAAGAAGGGAAUGGGAGAGAGCCUUCGGAGAUCCGCGUGCAACCCGACCCAUCAAGAGGGGAUCCGCGUGUUUCUGUUGUUUUAAAGGAAUGCGAUAAUGAAGAAGAAUACAACUUGCCUAUCGAAUUGUUGAGAAUGAUAGAAAAAGAAGAAAAGCAAAUACUGCCACAUGAGGAGGCGAUCGAAAUAUUAAAUUUGGGCACUGAGGAAGAUCGAAAGGAGGUUAAAAUCGGCACAACUCUUUCGACUGAAGCAAGAAAAAACCUGAUAGCCUUACUUCAGGAGUACGAAGAUGUGUUUGCUUGGUCGUAUCAAGACAUGCCGGGACUAGACACAGAUAUGGUAGUUCACAAACUGCCAAUCAAACCAGAAUUCAAACCUGUGCAGCAAAAACUGAGAAGAAUGCGACCAGAAAUGCUCCUUAAGAUCAAGGAAGAAGUCAAGAAGCAAUUUGAUGCCGGUUUUCUCCAAGUGGCCAAAUACCCUGAGUGGGUGGCCAACAUAGUGCCUGUGCCGAAGAAGGACGGGAAAGUACGCAUGUGUGUCGAUUACCGGGACCUUAAUAAGGCCAGUCCCAAGGACAACUUUCCUCUGCCACACAUAGACACUCUGGUGGACAAUACGGCCGGGAACGCCUACUUUUCAUUCAUGGAUGGAUUUUCGGGGUACAAUCAGAUCAAGAUGCAUCCCGAAGACAUGGAGAAGACCACUUUCGUCACAAUGUGGGGAACUUUCUGUUACAAAGUGAUGCCUUUCGGAUUAAAGAAUGCUGGGGCAACAUAUCAGAGAGCUAUGGUUACCUUGUUCCACGACAUGAUGCACCAAGAGAUCGAGGUUUAUGUCGACGACAUGAUCGUCAAGGCACAGACCGAGAAUGAACAUGUCGAGAAUCUGAGAAAGCUCUUCCAAAGAUUGAGGAAAUUCCGGUUACGACUGAACCCUAACAAGUGUACCUUCGGGGUGACAUCCGGGAAACUAUUAGGCUUUAUAGUCAGCAGAAAAGGCAUUGAGGUUGAUCCGGAUAAGGUUAAGGCCAUCCAGAGUCUACCUCCUCCACGAACACAAAAAGAAGUCCGAGGUUUUCUGGGCAGACUAAACUACAUAGCUCGGUUUAUCUCUCAGUUAACCGACAAAUGUGACCCCAUCUUUCGUCUCCUCCGAAAGAAUAGCCCUAGAACAUGGGAUGAAAAUUGUCAAAUUGCAUUUGAGAAGGUAAAAGAGUACUUGUCCCACGCUCCUAUACUGAUGUCCCCUAUCCCAGGAAAACCUCUGUUCUUGUAUCUCUCCAUAUUCGAAAGCUCCAUGGGGUGUGUCCUGGGUCAACAUGACGAGUCUGGGAAGAAGGAAAGAGCCAUCUACUACUUAAGCAAGAAGUUCACCGAUUGCGAGGUCCGAUAUCCUCCUAUUGAGAAGGUCUGUUGUGCCCUGGUAUGGGCUACAAAAAGACUUCGACAAUACAUGUUGUAUCACACCACUUGGCUGAUUUCCAAGUUAGACCCUCUAAAAUACAUGAUGGGUAUACCUGCUCUAUCCGGAAGGUUAGCCCGAUGGCAGAUGCUUUUGUCUGAAUUUGACAUCGAAUACUUGAGCCAAAAAGCCGUAAAAGGCAGUGCCAUAUCUAAUUUUUUGGCAAGCAGAACUGAUGAGAGCUAUGAGCCGCUGGACUUUGAUUUCCCAGACGAGGACUUAAUGGCCAUAUCUUUAGAGGAAGCAAGCAUUUCAACGGACGGUUCCUGGAGAAUGCACUUCGAUGGGGCAUCAAAUGCACUAGGACAUGGCAUCGGGGCAAUUCUAGUCUCCCCAGAAGGGAGUCACUACCCAUUUACCAGCAGACUGAACUUUGAUUGUACCAAUAACAUGGCAGAAUAUGAAGCCUGUGUCUUGGGAAUUCGGGCUGCACUGGGGCAAAAUAUAAAGACUUUGCGGGUGUAUGGAGACUCAGCCUUAGUAAUCUAUCAGCUCCGAGGAGAGUGGGAAACCAAGGAUAUAAAGCUGUUAGAGUACCGAAAACUAGUGUUGGAUCUGCUCGAAGAGUUCGACGAAGUCACCUUCCACUACGUGCCUAGAGAAGAAAAUCAAAUGGCUGACGCUUUAGCUACCUUGGCUGCCACAUUCAAGACUGGCGGGGGGUCUGAAAUGAUGCCAAUUAACAUGCAGUCGUAUGAGUAUCCAGCUCAUUGUUACCAAAUUGAAGAAGUGAAAGAUACUAAGCCUUGGUACUACGACAUUCUGCAGUAUAUCAAGCAUCGGAGUUAUCCAGAAAAAGCCACUGAAACCGAUAAGAGAACCCUUAGAAGGUUGGCAGUUGGAUAUGUCCUUGACAGAGAGGUUUUAUACAAGAAAAGCCAUAACCAAGUUCUGUUAAGGUGCGUCGAUACUGAAGAGGCAAAAAUGAUAGUGGAAGAAGUACAUGAUGGGGUUUGUGGAGCACAUGCAAAUGGACAUAUGAUGUCAAGACAAAUAAUGAGAUGCGGAUAUUUUUGGUCCACACUGGAAAGUGAUUGCAUCAACUAUGCUAGGAGAUGUCAUAAAUGUCAGAUUUAUGGAGACAAGAUAAAUGUUCCACCCCAUCCACUUCAUGUAAUGACGUCACCAUGGCCUUUUUCCGUGUGGGGCAUGGACGUUAUCGGGCAAAUCCAUCCGAAGGCUUCGAAUGGUCACCGUUUCAUUCUCGUAGCAAUUGAUUAUUUCACGAAAUGGGUAGAGGCCGCGUCAUACGCCAGUGUCACUCAAUCCACUAUUUGCAAGUUUCUGAAGAAAGAAAUUAUAUGUCGGUAUGGUAUACCUGAAAGGAUUAUCACCGAUAACGCAACAAACUUGAACAACAAGAUGAUGAGCGCUGCCUGCGAACAGUUCAACAUAAAACAUCACAAUUCCACUGCUUACAGACCAAAGAUGAACGGAGCAGUAGAAGCAGCAAACAAAAAUAUUAAGAAGAUAAUGGAGAAAACAACUGAAACUUACAAAGACUGGCAUGAGAAGUUGCCUUUUGCUUUGUUCGCUUAUCGAACCUCGGUACGAACUUCGACUGGGGCAACUCCAUUCUCACUAGCCUAUGGAAUGGAAGCAGUGCUACCCAUUGAAGUCGAGAUUCCGUCUCUUAGGGUCUUGUCAGAAGUCAAACUGAAUGAUGCAGAAUGGGCACAAUCCAGAUAUGAUCAGCUUAAUCUGAUAGAUGAAAAAAGACUGAAAGCCAUUCAUCAUGGUAGAAUCUAUCAGAAACGAAUGAUCCGAGCACAUGACAAAAAGGUGCGCCCGAGAAUAUUCCGCGAAGGGGAUCUAGUGCUAAAAAGAAUUUGGCCGGUCCAUAAAGAUGUCCGAGGAAAAUGGACGCCAAAUUGGGAAGGACCUUAUGUCGUGAAAAAGGCUUUCUCCGGAGGAGCCCUCGUCCUGGCUGAAAUGGACGGACCUGAACUGCCACAUCCCAUCAACUCGGACGCAGUCAAGAAAUACUUCGCUUAG